AUGUUCACCUCUGCCCUUAGUCUAGUCGCCUCGGAGCGUUUGACAAAGAGUACGGUUGAGAGUAGCACACUCCCAUGUAUUGCCGCUCAAAGUUUGACAACUAUAGAUAUUGCUGUGCUUAGAUUGAGCCCUCUAGAUGCAGAAGAUGAAGAUGUUAUGCUCCAAUUCGCCCGUUUGGGAUAUCGCCUAUACCUUUCUGGUCUUUUUGUUCACGUGGCAUCUUCGUGGUCUCUAAUUGUUUGGGUCCCUGCUUCUAUAGAACAAGACUUUGUAAAGCAACUGAGUGGAUACUUUGAAGUCACACCUAUUUCGGUACGUCAGUCUAUGCACUGGCUGAAGGGUGCACUAGCUCGCUCUCUCACGUUGCAUAAUGAUCGUAUAACUGCUCUAGACUCUGGAGUGCUGUUUGACGAUCAUGUUAUGAAGCUCGAGCUGAAAGUAUCAGAAGAGCUCACUAAUGACAAGGAGGUCCGGGUUAUAAUAGGUUUGCAGCCAAGCCGAGAGAACUGGAGAGCGUGCUCCCUGACUGAUCUAGAUUUGGAACUUAGCGAUACAGUGUAUAUUGCACCGUCGCUAUCGGGCGUGUCACUCAGCUAUAUAGAAGAAGAAAGUACGCAGGAUGAAGACAGUGAGCAGUGGUAUUUGGAAGCGUGUCUCCGAUGGGGAUAUAAAUUGACUAAUAGGCUUCUCAAACUUGCGUUCAGGUCCAGCAAUGGAGAGAUGAUUGUAUCUAGGGUAUUCCCGCAAAUGAUUCUUAAGAAGGAGCAGAACCUAUCACCUGAACAGAUGCUUCAAAGACAUACAGCUGAUAGCAAGGCUGUGGUUCAGCUUCUUGAAGUAUGCAUAGGGCAAUGGAGUCGCUUUUUAUUGACCAGCUUGAACACAAUAGAUGUCAGCAAGUGUCUCCUGUCGAGUAGACCUACCAAAAUACGCUUCAAAUUUGCAAGAGCGGGACCAAGGGAACCAAGCAAGUUACAAGAACAGAGUUCAGAAGCAUUGCCAAUACCUCAUUGUACGGUACCCAGAAACAGGUUGCCUAAGAUAUCAUUUUCAGCCUCAAAGGAGAGUUUGCCCGAGCGGUAUGAAAGAGUAAUAAAGGUAAUAACCGGGAAGCCCAGUCUUAACACCAAAAUGAGAGGCUUAUUGGAUGAGAUAAGGCGAGAGUUAGAGUGUGCAAACACUUCCAUACCAGAGCCGGUGAAAAUGAAGCCGGUGAAGCCCAAUAAGCGACAGGCCUUUUCAAAGUUGGUAGCAAAACUUUCCCCCUCAGAUCUGCCCAGAAAAACUCCACAGAGAACUCCUAAGAAACUCAAAACGGUGACGGGGUCAACUACAUCGCCUAUUGUAGCCAGUCUCCCAAAGAAAUCAGAUCGUCGGGUUCGUUUUAAUACAACCGUUCUUUUCGUCGACGAGUGGAACAAAGUUCACCGCAUUAAACUACAACAGCAAGAGGCCGCAUCAUAUCACCAAGAAGAUGACUUGCAACAAGAUAUAGAGUCCGAAUUCACUACAUCUCUUCUGUCUUGA
Giardia duodenalis is the source of this 1527-nucleotide messenger RNA. RefSeq lists its product as uncharacterized. The transcript has a single exon. The record is from RefSeq and is a predicted model, not a curated record. The coding region runs from base 1 to 1527 and encodes 508 amino acids. NCBI's taxonomy places the organism in Eukaryota, Fornicata, Diplomonadida, Hexamitidae.